This is a messenger RNA of Drosophila virilis, 868 nucleotides long. It is a transcript of the gene Scp2, whose product is annotated as Sarcoplasmic calcium-binding protein 2. The record is from RefSeq and is a predicted model, not a curated record. Gene Ontology annotation, molecular function: calcium ion binding. NCBI's taxonomy places the organism in Eukaryota, Metazoa, Arthropoda, Insecta, Diptera, Drosophilidae.
GCGAGCAUCACAAAACAUUGAAGCGCGUUGCCGAGCAGACAAGCACAAAGUGGAGGCCACAUAGACAUCUACAUUAGCAGCCGCAGCCACAGUCAGAGUCAGAAUCAGAGUAAACCAACGCUGUCCCCGGGCGAAGACAUCACAACAGAGCCCCAAACUCAAACUCAAAUUCAAACUCUCAACUAAAGACAACAGAGGAAAAGAAAAUACAAACAUGUCUAUCUCCGAUUUUCGCAAGAAGAAGCUGCUUUUCCUGUUCAACGUGUUCUUUGAUGUGAACCAAAGCGGCGAAAUUGACGUUAAGGAUUUCGAGCUGGCCAUCGAGCGUGUGUGCAAGCUGCGCGGCUGGGCAAAGGACACGCCAAAGAACAAGGAGACAUACGAUGUCAUGAUGGAAAUUUGGACUGGUCUGCGAUCGAAGGCUGACAAGGAUAACGAUGGCCAGGUCAGCGUAGAAGAGUGGUGCAACAUGUGGGACGCAUACGCCAAGGAUCCCAGCAGCGUAAUGGACUGGCAGAAUACGUACAUGAACUUUAUGUUCGAUUUGGAGGAUGCUUCGCAUGAUGGCGGCAUCGAUGUGACGGAGUUCACUCUGGUCUGCUCCAGCUACGGUCUGGACAAGAAGGAGUGCGAGGAGGCGUUCAGCAAGAUGGCCCAGGGUCAAAGCGAUGUGACUCGCGAGCAGUUCGCCGCCUUGUGGAAGGAGUAUUUUGCUGCCGAGGAUGCGAACGCGCCCGGCAACUUUAUUUUUGGCAAGACCUCCUUCUAACUGCUGUACGAAAAUUCCUGAUCGAUUUUGUCUUUGCCAUUGAUAUAUUCAACAAGAAAAUAUUGAAAUUACAUUCUAAAUUAAAGCUAAAUCAACAGA